GCAUAUAUUGUUAAAUUAGGUAUAACUAUAACUAUUCUAAUAUAACUGAAGGUAAAUAACAUGAUUUUAUAUCUUAUAUAUAUAAAAUAAGACGUUGUUACACAGAAUGCCACGCUGAGAGAGCCGCCCAGUUGCAAUUAGAUAUAAGACAGCCUGUCAAGCCUGAUGCAGAAUAUUUACAGGACACAGGAGACAGAGAGGGUUAAAGACAGCAGCUGAUCCACAUCCACAUGGCUCCACUGGCUCCAAUCCUCUUCCUCUUACUUCUGACUCAUACGUCUUCAGAUGCUGCUCCAGUGAACCUGGUCCUCCCUAGACCUCUACAACCCUCUCUUAUAUUCUCUGAAGGAGAAGAAGGCCCACAGGAGGUGACAGUGAGGCCUGGACAUGAUGUCCCUCUUCAGUGUCAGGGUCCCAGCGACAGCCCCAUCACAGUGGUGAAGUGGAGCAGAUCUGACCUGGACUCAAAUCCAUAUAUCUUCUACUUCAGAGAAAACCGCUCAGAUGAAGACUACCAGUGUCCGUCUUAUCGUGGUCGAGUGGAGCUGAGAGAUCCAGAGAUGAAGAACGGAGACGCCUCUGUGAUUCUGAAGAACGUCACCGUCAGCGACACUGGAACAUAUGAGUGUGUUGUUUCAGUCAGAAGGAAUGGAAACAGAAAGAGAAACAUUGAUCCCUUCAGCGUCAUCAAGCUGAACGUCAGACCUGUUUCUGCUCUCAGGUCAAACAGCUGGGCACAUCUGGGAGGGCGGAGACGAGGACGGAGGACACGAAGGUGGAGGAAACCUGGAUUUACAAAAUUGUAAUCCUGAGCCUGAACCUGACAAUCCAACAGUUACUUAGUGCCUCUCUGCUCACCAUUAUCUGUGACGUGCGCUGGCUGUCAUCAAUAGUUACAGAAGAUUGUCGUACUCGAGACAAAGAAGAUGGAAAGCAGAACUUUCUCCAGACUCACUGGAACCAAACCAGUGGAGUAAAGUGGUGAGACUUUCUACCUGCUGGGAUCCUCUGGUCCCACAGAGGACAACGCAGAUUUAGAAAGACUUUUAUUUAAAGAUCUUUAGUGGGCAUGACUACUGUAUUGCUUUCUUUACAGGUCUCAGAUCGGACCACCAUCAUUGAUCUUAGACCUUUACACUGCCCGACUCAUGCCUUUCAUGUUUUCUGUAAAACACUGUGAACAAAUAAACUUUUUAUUUUCCAGAACUGUUUCCUUGCUGAACUUUUGGGGAGGGACAGAAACACAA
This is a messenger RNA of Dicentrarchus labrax (European seabass), 1247 nucleotides long. Its product is annotated as butyrophilin subfamily 1 member A1-like. NCBI's taxonomy places the organism in Eukaryota, Metazoa, Chordata, Actinopteri, Moronidae. The record is from RefSeq and is a predicted model, not a curated record. Bases 231 to 806 code for a protein of 191 amino acids. The transcript is spliced from 3 exons.